GGCAGGGGUCCGUUACCGUUAGGUGGCCAGUCGUGGAAGUAUCGCGCUCAAGAGCGGACAUGAUGGGCUGGAUUAAAAUAAUCCCAUCGCUUCUGGUGGUGUUCGCUGUUUCGGCAAUGAUCAACCGUGCUCGGGCAGAUUUUGGGUUAAAUGCAGUGGUUACUGAUCACAAUAGUAUCAUCUACAGUGCUAAUGGAAUAAAUAAUGCCUUGAAGGAAUUCGAUAAAACUGUUCGGAAAAAUAGCGUAGCUGCCCAAACGGAUCGCGUGCGGGAGAUCAAUAAACUGGUUGUCGAUAUGACAUACGACAUUGCUGAACUUAGCAGAGCAGUAGUUGAAAAUGUAAAAAAAGCCUUGGAUGAUAGAACAACACCCGUUGAUGAGGUGUUCUUGACGCUGGGUGGAUCGUACUGUCGAAUGAAUCGCUAUCUAGAAUCAAAUGUUACGAUCAUGGCAUACGAUCUUAACAAUACUGUAGGGAGCGCAUUUACUUCGAAAAUUACGCAGGUUUUAGGCUCGAUGAAUGCAGCCAUCGUGAACAUAUCAUAUGCGACAGCGCAAAUUGAGGUUGUCAUUGGUAAUGCAAUGGUUGCUACCAAGGGAGAGCCACUAUCUAAAAAUGUUUUAACGGACAGCGGUCCAUUGAACGUGACGAGCUCUCUUUCAACAGCACUAGAACAAAUGAAAGUUGAAAUGUCGACCCUGACUCGAGUGAUCGAGAACUUACUACGGGAUAUGUCCCAGAUCGAUUCUUACAUUUCUAAGUUCAAUAGUACAUCUCAAUCAAUCCAGCAGAACUUAAAUGCUACUGCACUUAGCGUUCAAAAGGAAUUGGAAAACGUGCAAGCAAAUCUUUUGAAAAGGUAUUAUAAUUGUCAAAACAAUGUAAAAUCAGAACUAGGUAAUGCAAUCUUAAAGAUCGAUGGAUUUAGCACGCAUCCUAAAUUGCAACCGUUAUUGGAUAACUACACUGCCGAAUAUACCCGAAUUUACUACAAUCUAUUCAAUCGGAACGACUCAGAUGUUUCCGAUUUCGUAAACUUUUUCCAGAACUGCACUACUUUAAUGUACCAGUUAAGUCAGCAUUACUAUGAAGAGCUAGAUUCAAAUAUGCAGGAAAUUAACGACGAUGUGACAAAUGCAUAUUUGGAACGAAACGAAAACAAAGAGGCUUGCUUUAACAGACAAGUAAAACAGAUAUUUUCUCAUUUAUCAAACUUCCAAUACAAUAUAAACAACUGCAUGGGACAAGAAAAAAAUCGACUGUGGCGAUUCGACGAAGUGUUUGAGAAGAUAUCGCAGCUUGUCCAGUACACCACUCAAGAGUUUGUAGCGAAUAUCGUCGGCUGUAGCGCCUACUCAGGUUUCGCCAAUUCGGCUGUUGCAUUUAGUCAAGCUGAAGCGUGUCUAAAAACGAAUUUAGAGAAUAUGCAAAGUUUUCAAACUAUCAUAAAUCACCAGCUGGACGGAAUAAAGCCGAUCAAUCAGGUGGAGGCUUUGGCAUGCCGUUUUCGGUUGGAAAAUUGCAUGGCGGUUUACUACAAAACAGAAACCGCCGCUGUUGAAGUUUGGAGGGAUGAAACUGAGUUGUGCGCCUCUAAUGCAGUGCAGUGAGAUACAAUAGAAUUUCAUCCACCAACUCCCUUGUUCAGAUGUUACUUAGAUCAGCAGAACGAUGGAUCAAAAGUACUUUUGAAGAGUUUUAGUUGUAUGUGUAGAAAACGCUGGUCGACAAAAACGAAAAAAAAUGCUUUAAAGUUCAACAAGUUGACCUAUAAAGAUUAUAGCUUUUUAAUUUUGGUGCCCCUAGUAAAUGCUGAAGAGCGUCAAAAGGCCGCGGAGUAAUUGCUCACAGGGUUUGUUUGUUUUUACGUUUGCUUAACAGAAAACUCCUUUAGGUCUCUGUGAAAGUUAUCUUUGCCAGAGGUACCAAAGUUCACAGGAAUGGGUUAAAAGCUAUAAUCUUUCAAUAUUUUUUCAAUGUGAGCUCUAGAUGUUUACCAGUGUUAUUUGAGUAUAAACCGAUCAAAAUGUAUUAUUUACGUCUGUCAAGGUGAAUUUUUAGAAAAAAUAUUUAAAAAAGUUGUUGCAGCUGUGGUGCAAUAUUUAAAUAAAUAAUAUUUAUAAACAUUUUUUAUCCAUUUUAUAGUACU
This is a messenger RNA of Wyeomyia smithii (pitcher-plant mosquito), 2152 nucleotides long. RefSeq lists its product as uncharacterized. Bases 60 to 1613 code for a protein of 517 amino acids. The transcript has 3 exons. NCBI's taxonomy places the organism in Eukaryota, Metazoa, Arthropoda, Insecta, Diptera, Culicidae. The record is from RefSeq and is a predicted model, not a curated record.